CUCAUUGGUCUGAAGGUACUGUGUAAGAUGGCGCCCAGCGAAAUAUGAGUGGCCAUGAAAAAGAAAAACUACAGUUAGCCAUCCAAGAAAAAUCACGAAAAAUAAAGAAUUAAGCAGCCACAAAGACACAAUAGUAGCGCUUCACCUCCCCGUUGCCCGGAAGAGGAACGCUGUCUCGAAAGCAGAGAAGGGCUUGUGAGCGGCUCGACCCUCGGCCCUGCUGAAGAAGAGAGAUACUCCUGUAAAGAGGGCACUGAGCAGCAAUGAAUAACUCCCUGGAGGGUACAGGCUCCUAUGAGGAGCUGGUUAGGCAGAAAGCUCGGAGCAUCCCUCAGCAUCGCAUGAAGGAGUUCCUUGAGUCAUUGGCCAACAAAGGUCCAGAUGCCUUGCAGGAGUUCAGCCAGCAAAGCGGAGACACUACAACCACCACCACCACUAUGGUUUACCAGCAGGAGGCUAAUUGCAUCUACACAGACAGCACAGAGGUGGCAGGAUCCUUGCUGGAACUGGCUUGUCCGGUUCAGGUGCAGGUUCAGCCGCAGCAGCAACAGAUACAAGAGUCCACAUCACAGCAGCAAUCCAUUCAGCAGAAUACAGAGCAACAGAUAGUGCAGGUGCAGAUCCAGGGCCAUCAGCAAGGUCAGAUGUUGAGUCAGGUCCUUCAAGUGCCCUCUGGGUCACAGCUGAUUCAGCCUGGGGAUCUCACAGAGGAGCAGCACCAACAGUUUCAAGCCCAAUUGGUGGCAGCUGUUGCAGGAGGACAACAGAUCCAAAUUCAGACAGUGGGGGCGCUCUCUCCCACCCAGCAACAGGACAGUACAGAGAGAAGGAUAUUGGGAACCACGGUUGCUACAACCCAGGGAGCUGGUGUCCUCCAACCAGCCAAGAAGCGUAAGGUGGACAUGCCCAUUACCGUGUCCUAUGCCUUGCCUGGUCAACAGGUAGCUACAGUCCUGGCCAUCCCACAGGGGCAGGGCCAGCAGCAAAGUUACGUAUCCCUGCGGCCAGACCUCCUAACAGUGGACAGUUCUCAUCUAUACAGUGCUACUGGUACCAUUACCAGUCCUACAGGGGAAACAUGGACCAUCCCCGUGUAUUCUGCUCCCACUGGCUCCGGAGGCCGUGAACAAGUGACACACAUUGCCAUCCCCCAGGAGGCUUAUGGAACAGUGCAGGUCACAGGGGCGAACACCACAACAAUGACCACAUUGCCGACACAAGUCACUAUUGAAAACGACAAGAUGAAAAACCCCACCAGUCAGAGUCAGACAGCGCAGGCUGUUUCCAGCAUAACAAGCUCUGCAGGAAUGGGGGGCCAGGAAGAAGUGGUGCACACACUGGCCGCCAACACACUGUUCCCUGCCCAGCUGAUGAAUGGAAACAUCCACAUCCCCGUGGCGGUGCAGGGUUAUCCCAAUGCUACACAGUCUCUCAUCUGGGACCCUCAGCAGCAGGUGUUGCACACCCAAGGGCUGACAGGACAGGAAGCACAGCAGCUCCAGGCUCAGACAGUGGUAGCAGAGAUAGAUGGAGGCCAACAGCACGUGCAGGUGCAGGAGCUGCUGCUGCCUGCCACACUGAAGCCAGAAGAGGGGCUCGAUGUGUGGCGGCUUUGGGCUCAGCGGAAAAACGCAGAGUUGGAGAAAUCAGAGAGUACUAAACUGGCUCCAAUAGGCCGACGUCAGGCUUUACGUUUCCAGGAGGACUUGGUGUCAUGUGCAGUCGCUGAGCUCUGCAUGGGUCUCUCUUUGAUGACAACAGACGCCCGGGGAUUGGAAGGGGAAUCUUAUGAGGCUGAUGUUCUUUACUAUGUAUUUCUGUGCAUACAAAAAUAUCUGUUUGACAAUGGUCGCGUGGAUGACGUUUUCUCAGAUCAGUACUACACUCGCUUCGCUCACAGUCUGCACCAGAUCCUGGAGCCUUGGAGACCAGCUGUUCAUCCAUUAGGUUACAUUAUUCCCAGUCAUGUGACGGAGGAGAUGCUGUGGGAAGGUAAACAGCUGGGAGCUCAUUCACCCUCAACACUGCUCACAACUCUAAUGUUCUUCAACACAAAAUAUUUUCACCUAAAAACAGUGGAUCAGCAUCUGAAAGUGGCCUUUUCUAAGGUGCUCAGACACACCAGGAAAAGUCCUAACAACCCCAAAGACAAGAGCACCAGCAUCCGCUAUCUCAAGUCCACAGAGAGGUUUAUAGGCCAGAAAGUGACAGAUGACAUGUACUCGGAGCAGCUGGAAGAUCCAGAGAACCCGCUGCGAUGCCCCAUCAAACUCUAUGAUUUCUACCUCUUCAAAUGUCCACAGAGUGCUAAAGGUCGCAAUGACACCUUCUACCUGACUCCCGAGCCCGUGGUCGCUCCCAACAGCCCCAUCUGGUACUCGACUCAGCCGAUCCCAAAGGAGCAGCUGGAGCAGAUGCUUUCUCGCAUCCUCGCCGUGCGUGAAAUCCAGGAAAUCAUUAACUUGUCAGAGAGCGUGCACUAGUUUGACCACAGGAGAACCAUAUAAACGGACUAGACUCUCCCCCUCUGUCUCGUCACCCAGCCUUUGAUUGCUCAUUAUCGUCAGUAGUUUUUAUAUUCUCUCACACCCUCUUGUGGUCUGUAAGGGUGGCAUGUAUAUGUUUAUAAUCGUUAUAUCUUACACCCAUGGACUGUACAUACACAAACCCACAACGCAGAUGAUCAUUUGCCUUACUGAGGCUGUCGCUCAGAAGUCUUUUUUUGUUUGUUUAUGGCCAAACGAUGUGGUGUCUUAUCUUUUUAUUGGACCUAAACUCUAAUUUAAAUGUUAUUUUAGCUGUUGGUUCUGUUCGCCAAUAGUAAUAAGGCAAUUGUUGAUUUUCUUUGUCUUUUGUUUUUAAUCUGUAAUAUAACUUAAAUCUAUUUUCACUAGGGUUGGCCUGCACUAUUGUUUUUCCUUAGACUACAUUCAGACCUGGUAUUAACAUCCGUCCAGGCAGAGGACAUGUGGCCACAUUCCUGAGCUGCAGGAACACAAAUCUGUCCUUCUAUUCUGGCAUGAGUAGAGCUUUGAUUCACUUCAGACUUGUUAAAGACACAAUUUUAUGGGAAGCCAGAUCUGAUCAUAUGUGGUCACAGUAGUCCAACUAAAGGUUGUUCAUAUGCAAUCAAAUCACAGAGGAUUGAUGUUAGUACCAGGUCUGAUGUUGUUCUUUGUUGUCUGCUUUGGUCGCUGUAAAGUCUCACAGCGAAUACCUCAGUGGUCCUAAGACGCCAUUAAGUAACCAACAAGUGGGAAUUCAUCCUUUGCAUUUCACUUGUCUGUCUUGAGCAGAGGUCACGUGUGUUCACACCCAACAGUGGCACCGAAUCCCAUCAGGAUAUUACUCCAAUAAUGAACUCUAUUGCUCAAGUGUCACUUAUUCGACCUGCAGCUACACGCACUUGCCACAUGGUGGAGAUGUGGCAGAGUGAGGGGCUGAGGAAGCAGACUGCUGCUGCUGCUGGACCCUCCUGUCCUCUCACCCUCAGUACAACCCCAAAACUCACCCGCAGAGGGAUCUCUUGUAUCAUAAUAUGUUUAUUACACGGACGGAUGAAAGAAGAAGUGGAAUAGCCCUUAAUGUUCUAUACUGUAUAAUAGUCAUGGCUCCUCUAUGUAUUAUUAAGGGUUUUCAGCCAUGUGAAGGAGGAACGGCAGUGCCUGUGUGUUUUGAAACAUGACCUUUUUGUACAGCCACGA
Molecule: messenger RNA, 3704 nt
Organism: Solea senegalensis (Senegalese sole)
Lineage: Eukaryota; Metazoa; Chordata; Actinopteri; Pleuronectiformes; Soleidae
Product: transcriptional regulator QRICH1-like
Exons: 12
Coding region: 264-2483 (739 amino acids)
Source: RefSeq, a predicted model, not a curated record